Molecule: messenger RNA, 3942 nt
Organism: Sorghum bicolor (sorghum)
Lineage: Eukaryota; Viridiplantae; Streptophyta; Magnoliopsida; Poales; Poaceae
Product: putative disease resistance protein At1g58400
Exons: 3
Coding region: 182-3676 (1164 amino acids)
Biological process (GO): defense response to other organism
Molecular function (GO): ADP binding
Source: RefSeq, a predicted model, not a curated record
CUCCGAUCAGGUUGCUUGAGAUCUGAUGACAAAUGUCCUAUUUAUAAUCCCCUCCCCUUUGCUUUUGUGGCAUUGCAGGCGUAUAACAGCGAGCGUUAUCACCAUUUGCUUCUCCUAUCCUCUGACACACAAGCAAAAAAAAAACAUUGCAUAGAGAUCGAAAGAGAGAGAGAGAGCAACAAUGGCAGAUCUUGCCAUUGGGAUUUCCAAGACGGUGGUUGAGAAGCUGGUGAACAAGGCCAGGUCCGCUGUCAAGGAAGAGGCGGAGAAAUGGCAGAUCCUGCAGCGUGACAUUGUUUUCAUCAAGGACGAAUUCGAGAUGAUGCAAUCCUUCCUCAACACCACUGGGCGGGAGCGCAUGAAGAACCAGGUGGCAAGGACUUGGGUGAGGCAGGUCCGCGACCUGUCUUAUGACACUGAAGACUGCAUCGAGUUCGUCCUUCACCUGGACACAAAGCGGUCGACCUUCCUGUGGCAAUUAUUCCGCUUACUGCGUCCCAAGGUGGUACCAGCAAUGCUGCCGCUGGACCAAGCCGUCGCCGAGAUAAAGCAACUCAAGGCCCAAGCUGAGGAUGUGAACCAAAGGAACAUACGCUACAGCCUCACCGGCAGCUCUGGAGAUCAGCACAUGCUGCCAACUCCUGCUGCCAGCCAGAGGACCCUGGACAUCUUCAUCAAGCCCAGGGAUGGCUUUGAUAAUAAUCAGGCAGGCACUUUGGACCUCGCUGGAUUGAUAAAACGGGAGGGCAACGAACUUCAAGUGAUUGCGGUGUCUGGAACAGGAGGAGAUCUUGGGACAACAUCCAUCAUCAAGAAGGCAUAUGACGAGCCAGAAAUCCGUGGAAAGUUUCACUGUCAUGCUUGGGUGAAGCUGAUGCAUCCUUUCAGUCCCCAUGAGUUCAUCCGGAGCUUGUUGGCUGAGUUCAUCACAAAUUCUCCCAAUACCCAAGAGCCCAAUACACAAGACAACACCCAAGAGCCCAAUACUCAAGAGCCCAGUACCCAAGAGCAAGGAGUUAACAAUGUACGUCUGCAACAAGUGCUGGAGAUGAUGAAGGCAACCCAAGACAGUAUACUUGCAGAAUUCAUGGAGAGAAUCAAGGAGAAUAGAUACCUCAUCGUUCUAGAAGAUCUCUCCACUGUCGUGGAGUGGAAUGCCGUCAAGAUGUUUCUUCCAGACAUGAAGAACGGGAGCCGAGUCGUUGUGUCAACGCGGCAGCUUGAGAUCGCAAGCCUGUGCACGGAACAGCCAUACCAUGUAUGGUUGCUCCGGGAGUUGUCAACUGACCACUCCAUCUAUGCCUUCUCGAAGGUGCUUCCAAAAAAUCGGCAGGGCAAUAAAACAACCACAUCGGAGAGGUGCUGGAAGGACGAUGACCCAGAGGCCUCCGACCAUUGGCUGCAAGUACAUGGCCUUCAUGGCGUGCGCUCUUCAGAAUUAGUAAAUGCACUUUGGAGCCAGGUACGAGCACACAGCGUGGUCUCAGUGUGCGGGGUGGCUGGUGCCGGGAAAUCUUUUCUCGUCCAAGCCCUAUAUACCCAUCAGAGUAGUCGUGGUUGGUACUAUCAAGGAAGCUACGUACACGUUGUUAGUGUACCCGACCCGUUCGAGAUCACCGACUUCUGUGAGAGCUUGUUUCUUGAAAUCUUCUCGACACCACCAAAACAUGGCCAGGAUAUCUUCCAAUUGUGUCGGAAAUAUCUCGAGCAACAACAGUGCCUUGUUGUUGUUGACGGCCUGCGGUCCAAGGAAGAUUGGGACUUGAUAGAGGCUAACUUGAUACCGGGUGUUUUUCCUUAUGGAAGCUGUAUCAUUGUUAUUACCAGGGAAGAAAGUGUUGCCAGACAUUGUGCAACGUCAGCCGAUGCAGUGUGCCGCGUCAGAGGUCUAGAAGCUGAUGCGGCCCGUCGUCUCUUCCAGGACACCUUUAAACCUGAUGGAACAUCGUCUAAGGGGGAUUCUAACAUGAUGGUUGAAGCAGAUCUUAUCAUAGACAAGUGCGGCAGACUUCCCAAACUAAUUGUUGCUUUAGCUAAGUAUUUGGCCGAAGUACCAAACUUCAUACGGGAGGCCCGGCGUUUGAAUGCCAACUUUAUGUAUGCACUGAAGACGACCAGGAAGGGGCUGGAUAGCUUCCAGGACGUAUUCACCUGGAUGUAUUCAAGAUUUCAGGCUUGUCCUCAACUCCUCAGAAAAUGCAUCUUCUAUCUGUCACUCUUUACUCAAAGCAGUGUCAUUCGUCAGAAUCGUUUGGUAAGGCGGUGGAUUGCGGAGGGCUACUGUGAGGGCACUGACAGCAAUAGCAUGGUGGAAUAUACAGAGAAGCUCAUCCAUGAGCUUCUCACCAUUGGCAUGAUGGAGACACAUACCAGGGCCGGUGACAUGAGAACGACUUCUUGUCAGAUCAACUCAUUGUUCCUGGACUACUUCAUCUCAAGGGAGAUGGAAGAGAACAUUUUCCUUCCACUGGAGGUCUCCGUACUGGUUCAGGACAGCACGAUGAGCACACAACGUGCAGGACAGCACCUGGCAAUAGGGAGCAGCUGGAGGAGAGACAGGUUUGUCUUCGAAAGCUUGGACUUCUCGCGGCUACGGUCUUUGACUGUAUCCAAAGAGUGGAAGCCAUUCUUCAUAUCUGACAGGAUGAGAGUGCUUCGCGUUCUGGAUCUGGAGGACACAAGUAUAACUGAUGAUGACGUCGAAGAAACAGUGAAGAAGCUACCUCGCCUCAAGUUCCUGUCCCUGCGAAGAUGCACAAAGGUAUCUCGCCUGCCAGAUCUGUUAGGUGACCUAAGGCAGCUCCAAUCUUUGGACAUAAAGUACACCUCUGUGACGAAGCUUCCUAAGAGCAUCAUCAAGCUGCAGAAACUUCAGUAUAUCAAUGCCGGCACAAAGGUAGCGUCGACUGACGAGGAGCCCUCAACACCCCGGAGGAGUAGGCAGCAUGGACAUGUCGUUGAUGCUUGUGAUGGCGUCAUGGUGCCUGGAGGCAUUGGGGCACUGAUCGCCAUGCACACACUGGGUGUUGUCAACGUCAACGCAAGAGGUGGUAGGGGCACCCUGAAGGAGCUCAAGAACCUGACCCAACUCCAUAAGCUAGGAGUAUCUGGCAUCAGCAGGAGUAACUUCAAGGGGUUGUUUUCUGCUAUCCUGAGUCAUAGCCAUUUGGAAUCACUGUCACUGCAGCUCCACAUGGACAAGGAUUUGGACUGGUUGGCUAAACUCACCCCUCCAGGGAACCUACAGCGUCUCAAAAUACACGUACAUGUAGAAAAAUACACACACUGGAGCUCCCUACAGGCCCUUGGGCAGGUGAGAAGGCUGCAGACCCUUAGCUUCCGUUUCAAAACGGACCAAGAUGUUGAGCUCCAGUUCAGUGACAUGAUGGACAGUGGCACCUGGUAUACACCCAACCAAUUCUGUGAACUCAAGGUCCUCGAGAUAGCCUGCAGCUCCAACCUACAUAUGAAGUUUGCAGAAAAUGAGAUGACUGAACUUGAGCUGCUCAAGGUUCACUGCUUGGAAGGGUCGUCGCUCAUGUUUUCUGGGAUAGAGCGUCCAGCUAAACUCAAGCAUGUGUGGCUCAAGGGUUCUUUUGACGACACGGUCAAGGCAGAAUUGCGGCAGAAAGUUAAGCAGCAUCAUAACAAAAAUCUUGACUUGAAACUGGACUAACAAUGUUUUAUCCUGAUAAUAAUGGUGGUGGUUGCUCCAGGUCCACAACUCCACAUGUGCUCUUCUGGCUGGUGCAUUUUCUUUUGUUCCUCUUAAUUUGUCCAAUUCUCUCUAAUUAAUAUUCUUUAUUUCCUGUCUUCUGAACCAAAACUAGAUAGGUAGUCCCUCGAUCCCAAAUUGUAAAUUUCUAGACGUAAUGUAGAGAGAUAGAUGUGAUAAUCUAAUCACCAUGUAGCAAUUUAUCAAUAAAAUUUCUGUUCUUUCGA